This is a messenger RNA of Hylaeus volcanicus, 785 nucleotides long. RefSeq names its product eukaryotic translation initiation factor 4E-binding protein (gene Thor). Lineage: Eukaryota; Metazoa; Arthropoda; Insecta; Hymenoptera; Colletidae. Bases 253 to 600 code for a protein of 115 amino acids. Gene Ontology annotation, biological process: negative regulation of translational initiation. The transcript is spliced from 3 exons. Gene Ontology annotation, molecular function: eukaryotic initiation factor 4E binding. The record is from RefSeq and is a predicted model, not a curated record. Gene Ontology annotation, cellular component: cytoplasm.
AGAACUAAAAGAAAAUCACGGAUUUGAUAUCUAUGUAGAAUCAUGGGAAAACAAUUCUAAGUUUCCUUUUUCUUCUUAACAUUAGUAGUCAAUGGUGGAAGUUAAACAUAAAUCGUGCUGUUUUUCAUUAAUUACGCAGUACAAUUCGUUGUCAAUGAGUAACCCGAGUUGUUUGCAUAUCUCAUCUUUCAUGUGUCCUGGUCAUAUUGAAUAGAAAUUCUUUUUAUUUGUAAAGAAACAGAAAGAUCAAGCAUGUCUGCAUCACCAAUUGCAAGGCAAGCUACUCAAAGCCAAAGUAUACCUUUGAAGAAAAUUGUGUUCAAUGAUCCCAGUCAGUUACCCGCUGAUUAUUCAUCCACUCCUGGUGGAACUCUUUUUUCAACUACACCUGGAGGUACCCGCAUAGUUUAUGAACGUGAUUUCUUGAUGAAUUUACAAAAUUCUCCUAUAUCUCGAACACCACCUCAAAAUAUAUCAUCUAUACCCACGGAAAUAUUGAAGAAUUCAUCUGCAGUUAGUACAACACCUGCAAAAACUCACAUUAAUAGAGAUACUUCAAUAAUUGAGGAAUCUGCGGAACAGUUUGAGAUGGAUAUGUAAAAUAAUCUGUAAUUACAAUGUGUUUGCAUUGCAACAGCCAUUUAUAUGAAUAGUAAUAAUCGGUGCAUCACAGGAAAACGUAUUAGUAAUGUAUCUUUUUGUAUAAAUAUAUCAUUGGAGAUCUUAGUGAUAUAAGUCUUUGUACAAUUUCAUUUGGAAAUAUUAAAUAUAAUGAAAUAAUUGUA